UUUUGCAUUAAAUCAGUGUUCAUAAAUCCCAGAAAAGAAACAUGUUAAUCAGGGGUUUAUCUUUAGUCUUCAAUGAAUCCAAGUAUCUUUAGUCUUCAAUGAAUCCAAGGCUGGGGGGAGAUCUUUAUCCUGUUGUUUUUGUCAAAGUUUUUAUCAAAUGCCCUUUAAGUCGUGGAAAGUUUGAAUUGUAGGAACAAUUUUAAGAGUUUUUAUGGAAAUUUGAGGAGAUUUUUUAAUUUGUGGGAAAAAAAAUUAGAGUCUAUUUUUUGUUAUAGGAAUGCAAACGGAUAGAUGUGUAGUAAAAUAUGUUCAGCCAUGAUCUCAUGGUUUUAUUUCCUAUUGUAAUUAGCUAAUUCAACCUGUUGGCCAUGAAAUAUGUUGCUUCGCUGGAUCUAUAUAUGUUGCAUGAGUACUAUUGACAUCCACAUGCCAUAUGUUUGAUAAGAUACAUGAUUGUGACUGCCCAUUUUCUCCGGCAUUACCUCGAUAGAUUCAUUAAAUAAGAUACAAGACCGUUGGCCUGGAUAUUCCUAAAGAGGAAGGGUGUUCAACAUGGCCUUAAUGACCUGCAGUGAUGUUGAGAAGGCAUCAUUCUUGCUUGAUGGUUUAUGAAGUUGAAUGUUUGCUUUUCGACAUGUUGGUUAAACACAGUUGUGCUUUGUACCUGCUUGGUUGUAUAGACUUUAUUAUACCUACGUUUUGUCUUCCAGGAAGGAAACAGUAUUAAGACCUGUGGAAAAAGUAAUUUCUUUGCUGUAAGUACUGUGAUGGAUCAAGACAAUGACCAAGAGAAUAACCCUGAUGCAUCAGCAGAUGUUCUGCUGAAGUGCAGUCGUGGUCGGCUGAGGAAACAUCCGAAAUAUAAUCUAAUUCAGGGGAAGAAUCCAAAUCUGAACCAUGCAGGGAAUACCUGUAUCCGACCUGGAUUUGAAGGGGUGAAUGGAAAUCAACCCCUUCAAGCGAAUUCAAUCAAUGAUGCAAGUAAUAUGAUGGUGGGUCAGGAUGUUUAUGGUGUUAUUGAGGCAGCAUUUGAUGCAGGAUAUUUGCUCACUGUUAGGGUUGGCAACUCUGACGCCACUUUAAGGGGUGUGGUUUUCAAGCCUGGGCAUUUUGUUACUGUUUCAGCUAAGAAUGAUGUGGCUUUAGAUGUUCAAAUGAUGAGAAGAAAUGAGAUUUCCUUCCCAAGGGAGAGGAAUGAGCAGCAUGUGCAUUCUCGUGGAAAUGUAUCUGCUCAUCCAUUCAAUUAACCAGCUGUUGUCAACCAGAAGCCUCGAGCCUGGUUUUCAAAUCUUGGAUGCUCAAAAAGCAAACAUGUGCAGUCGAUGUCAACACAAUCUGCUUCUCCACUAAUGACCAGAGGCAAUGUGCUGCCUGUUGUGCUCCAACCUGCUAAUUUAUCAAACCACGAAUCAGUUGCCAACCAACCAUCUCUGGUUGCAAGCCAACCAGCUCAUUUGAUGGCCUAUAAAGGCAAACAAGUGUCUGAAGCUGCUGAUACAUCAAAGAAGGGAACACCAACCAACCAGAUGCCAACAGUUGGAAACCAAAUAUUUCCUACUCAAUCUCUAAGUAGUAACCACAGCAUGCCAAAAGGCAUACAAAGUGAAACUGUUUCAUAUAAUCAACCCGCAACAGAGGUUUUGCAGGAGACAGAAGCCAAGUCAAUGACUGGCAUGCCUUUUGAGAAACUAUUAACUGUAGUCAUAAAAAGAACUCAAGUCCCCCCACAACCAUUGGAGGAUCAAGGUGGUAAUGGGUCGGUCAAAGAUUCUGGACAUAACCUGGAAGAUGAUCAGCCACUCUCUAUUGAACCACUACAAGCUGUACAGCCUAAUAAUUCUUCUUCUUCUUCUUCUGUGCUCAAACAUUUGGAAAAUUUUAGAACUGGAAAGAUGACUGAACUGCUGAAGGCUGUUCAGGAAAACAUGAGGGAAAACCAAGCAUCUUGCACUGAAGAGCCAGCCAUUGGUUCUGGAGAAACUGAGCAUGGAGAUAAGUAAUGCAUGAUUCCAACAAGCGUUCACAGGUUUUGAGUGUCUAAUUCAACAGGCAUUUUACUCUCAAGUUUUGGGCUCGCUCACAUUUUGUAGAGUGUUUCAGUUGAAUCAGAUAGAUUUUGUAAAAUGUUUUAGAUCCUAAACUAGGUGAAGGAGCUAAAUGAUCCCUAGAGGAUUAUGACCUUAAAGUACAAAAGGUUGCAUCGGAUCUUAUUUGCUUUAACCUUAGGAUCAAAAUCGAUUCCUUUACUUGGAAUUAAAGCUUUUUUUUUUUUUUAACUUCAUAGAUAUAUAGAAAAUCUAUCUUCAUUUUACUUUAUGCUUUGUCAUCAUUUAGGGUCCAUUUGGGAGUCCGAUUGAAGGGCUCCCAUUGCAUUGAAAGGUGCCCUUUAUGGUUCCCUUAGUAAACGGCAAAGACCAGCUCCUUGUUAAAUAUAUCUGGCUUCCUUUACAUUAUGAUCAUCCGAGUAUUGAGCAUGAGACUUGAGAUGUGGUCAAUUAAGUGGAAACUAAAUGUCUCUGAAUGGAAUAUCAAAUCAUCAGUGAAUAUGGAGAACGUUUUCAAAUGAUUGAUAUCAAAAUCAUGAUGGGGUUUUCCCUAACCCUGCUUGUUUUAGAAGUCAGGUUGACUCUUGCACUGGGUUAAACCUUGCAAUAGAUUAGCCUUCAUUCUUAUACCAAUUCAUCGAGAGACUCACAUUGCUGUCACCCAAUUCUUGAUUGGAAUGUUUACUUAUAAAAUGAUUGUAGAUUUAAAUAUUUGAAUAUGAAGCUUAGAUCAAUUAUUUUAUGCAAUCAUUCUUAAGAAGUAACAUUUAACAUAUCUGAAAUUCGAAUCUCAAACUCUUUGUAACUCCUUUUUUUCUU
This is a messenger RNA of Durio zibethinus, 2864 nucleotides long. The record is from RefSeq and is a predicted model, not a curated record. Lineage: Eukaryota; Viridiplantae; Streptophyta; Magnoliopsida; Malvales; Malvaceae.